Molecule: messenger RNA, 1569 nt
Organism: Leishmania major strain Friedlin
Lineage: Eukaryota; Euglenozoa; Kinetoplastea; Trypanosomatida; Trypanosomatidae
Exons: 1
Coding region: 1-1569 (522 amino acids)
Source: RefSeq, a predicted model, not a curated record
AUGACGGGUGUGAGACAUAAUCUGUUGUUCGCUCCAAGACCUGUACUGUAUCGCGUUGUAUGUGAGGGUGUCUCUGAAAGCACUGCAGGCAAGCAUCCCCACCUCACCCCCACCUCCCCAACAAUCGACUUCAUCGCAGUGGUGACUCUCUGUCUUUCUGCUCUCUUCCAUGUCUUUGCGUCCUUUGAGCCAUGGGUACGUGAACCCCUCCUCCUAUCACACUUUUUCGCAUGUCCGUGUUACACCGUCAACUGGAGUGCGUCCCGCCCCUUGCUGCACUCGCAGCCACACACACACACACAUACACGGAGGCGAGGCUUCAUGAGGACAACUUCUCUCCGUGCCCGGGGCUCAUCGGGCCGACACUCGCACCCUCGCCUCUUUCCAGCGACCUUAAGUCUCUUCCUUCACCGCCCUUCAGCACCAUAUCCGGCUGUGCGAGCUGUCCGCGGCUCCUCGAUUACGCAGCAGGCAUGCGUGCCGCUUCUCUCACUGCACCGUCAACUCAGCAGUGACGAUGGCUGCCUUCUCCCUCCUACAGCUCCUGCGGCCGUGACCACGGUCGGUAGCCCCACAGGUGAAGACGAUGACGACCUGAAGAUGGACAUCUACCGUUCUCAGCUGACCCCGGAAGAUGCAGAACGGAAAGCGAAAACGGAUCUCUUUUUGUGCCUCAUUCUCACCCUCCCUCGCGAUCAGGACUGGAAAGAUAUGCUGACAGCCGCCUUCCGCGCCGGUACCUGGAAGCCUCACCACCUUAGUGCGGUGCUGCGUGGUGUGCAGCUCAACAAGUAUAAUGAGCCGGCUGUGUGUGCACUGAGCUGUGCAGGCGUCUGCGCCACCUCCUUGCCUUCCUCGCGCACAGCCGCACUUCGACACGCCAUCGCCGAAAUCGCCAAGACCGCCCCUGCGUCCUCGACACCAUCCACACGGCUGCAGCGCGCCAAGGACAUUUUGGCGUUUUGCGCCGACGAAGGCGGCGUGUACGCACCGCCAUCUGCUGAGGACUCCCUCGCCGACGUCUCUACAGCACCGCCGUCACCAGCCGAGGAGGAGACCAGUAGACGCUCUAAAGUUUUUGCGCCAUCGCCAGCGGAUGCUCACCACCUGCUUGUACUCCUCCUUAAGGCAGCGCAGCGAGGCGCCAGUGCGGCGUCGUCUCUUUCAAAGCCGAAUACCCCUACGCAGGCUGUGGCAUCCUUCCACGACGUGUGGAACUUCUUGGCCUGGAUGGAGCUGCACGGAUACCACAUACUCUCCAACGCUGUGCUGGACGCUCUGGAAGUCGUGGUAGACGAAGGCGGGAGUCAGGCCGGAGCUGGGGCUGCGGCGGGCCUGACAAGGGCCGCUGGCCCAUCAUCCGCGUCCUCGCCUUUACCUCUUCAAUACGCCAUGGUGUCUCAGCGCGUACACCGGUUGGACUAUCUGCGCGGCGAGCGUGCUCUGCUACAGGAGGCGGUGAAGAACGCUGAACAAGGCUCCAGCGGAGCAUCGAUGAGCACUGGAGCUGUUCGAGAGCGACGGCGGCGGCGAGAUGUUCCACGAACUGCUCCUGUGCAUACAGAGUAG